AUGUACUUGUCAGCCAUCGUGGACAGGUUGGCGUCGCAGCCCCUUGCGACGACCGUCCUUUGGGCUACAGUCUUGUACUUCAUCGUCUACAAUGUGUACCUCACGAUCUACCGUCUCUGGUUCUCUCCGCUGGCCAAGUUCCCGGGGCCCAAGUUUGCCGCCGCCUCUUUCUGGUAUGAGUUCUACUAUGAUUACUGGCUGGACGGCAAGUACCUGUUUGAAAUCGAGAAGAUGCACAAGAAAUACGGCCCUAUCGUCCGUGUGAAUCCGGACGAGCUCUCUAUUCAUGAUCCCGAGUUUUACAACGAGGUCUAUGUUACGGAGAGCAAGCGACGAACCGAGAGCUACGAUGUCUUUUGCAAGGGCAUCGACUUUGAUGGCUCCCAUCUGCUCACCACAGAUCACGACCUGCACAGAAAGAGAAGAAAGCCCAUGGAGGGCUUCUUCUCGCGCAAAGGUAUCACGAGAUUGCAGCCCAUGCUCGCCGAGGUGGCCCUGCACCUCGAGUCCCGCUUCAGAGAGCUCGAAGGCACAAACUCGGUCAUCCGGCUAGACCAUGCCUUUUCUGCCUUUUCGGGCGAUAUCAUCGGAAGGAUUUGCCUUGGCACCGACGACAGAGGCUCCCAUGGCGACCGCUUUCUCGAUUCGCAGGAUUUUGCUUCUGACUGGUACGAUGUCAUCCACGCAAUUGUGCGAUCCAUCCCGCUGUUUACAGGGUUUCCUCAGAUUAUUCAAAUCCUGAGCCUACUCCCCGAAAGCCUGUUGCUCAAGAUAUACCCGAAAGGGCAAAUGUUCAACAUCUUCCGCCAACGAGCGUUGGAACAAAUCCGCAUUGCAAACAGGGACAAGUCCGAAAAGGACGCCAACGACAUCUCCAUCUUCCGACACAUUGCAAACAGUGACAUGCCGGUGGAGGAGAGGACCGAGGAACGACUGGCCAAGGAAGCCCAGGUCCUGCUUGGCGGCGGCACUGCAAGCACGGCACGCACUAUCGGCUUUGCCUCCUACUAUAUCCUCUCCCGGCCAGAGUUGAGAAGCAAGCUCGAGGCUGAGCUACGGGAGCCGAUGGCCAACUGGCCCCAGCAGGUUCCUACCUGGGCCGAGCUUGAGCAGCUGCCGCUCUUACAGGGAAUCAUCAAGGAGUCCCUCAGGCUCAGCUAUGGCGUCAUGCACCGCUUGCCGAGAGUAUUUCCCGACCAACCACUCCAGUACAAGGACUGGGUGAUACCGAUUGGGGUCCCCGUGGGCAUGUCUGCCUAUCUGAUGCACUCAGACCCUCAGGUCUACCCCAAUCCGGGCGAGUUCAUACCCGAGCGGUGGAUUCACGAUGUGACUCCGGCCAUGCAUCGGUCGUACGUGCCCUUCUGCCGCGGAUCGAGGAAUUGUCUGGGAAUGAACCUGGCCAUGGCGGAGAUGAGUCUUAUUUUGGCAGUUCUAUAUCGUCCUAACGGCCCCAAGCUGGAGCUGUACGAGACCGACGAGAGCGAUGUCAAACAAGCACAUGACUUUUUGAUCCCCCUUCCAAAGCUUACAACAAAGGGAGUGCGGGCAUUGAUUCGUUAG
Messenger RNA from Trichoderma citrinoviride, 1563 nucleotides. Its product is annotated as cytochrome P450. The transcript has 9 exons. NCBI's taxonomy places the organism in Eukaryota, Fungi, Ascomycota, Sordariomycetes, Hypocreales, Hypocreaceae. Gene Ontology annotation, molecular function: heme binding; oxidoreductase activity, acting on paired donors, with incorporation or reduction of molecular oxygen; iron ion binding. Bases 1 to 1563 code for a protein of 520 amino acids. The record is from RefSeq and is a predicted model, not a curated record.